Molecule: messenger RNA, 2144 nt
Organism: Onthophagus taurus
Lineage: Eukaryota; Metazoa; Arthropoda; Insecta; Coleoptera; Scarabaeidae
Gene: stv
Product: BAG domain-containing protein starvin
Biological process (GO): protein stabilization
Cellular component (GO): cytoplasm; cytosol; membrane
Molecular function (GO): adenyl-nucleotide exchange factor activity; protein-folding chaperone binding
Source: RefSeq, a predicted model, not a curated record
UAUGCGAAAGAGAAAUGAAAUCGCUGUGAAGUUAGUCGUUGUGGUUUCUCCUUCGGUGGAUAAUAUUCCAGAUGAUUCUAUAAACCGAGACGUACAGAAAAGCGAACCUUACGUGUUCUAAAAUACGCGUUCGUAAGUUAUCGCGAAUGUUGCAGUGGUUCUGAUAAUUUCGCUCGAUUUAGCGGAAAUUGACCUUAUAAAAAAAGAAAAGUUGGAGGAGAGAUACAAUUGGAUCUUUUUCUUACCAAAAAUAUGUCAUAUCCAAAUUCGCCAUUUAGUGGUUUUCCGUUCGAAGACGAUUUUGGUGAUAGAAAUUUUCGUUCCCAACUUGACGAUAUCGCACAGCGUCACCCGGAAUUUGCGCAACAUUUAAAUUUCGAUCGGUUUCCGAGUCAAGGACGCCGUAGAAGGGGCUCCGACGAGCGGACUCAACCCCCGCCGGAGAAUCGCCGAUUUGAGCGCCCGUUUCGGUCGCGUUUCGAAGAUUUUGGGUUCCCGUUUGGUGCUCGGGAGUUCGAGGAGGGUCCAUUUUACCGGGAAGAAGAUUUUUUGCCAACAGAGAGAGAGGAGCAAAAAAAUCCCGUUGAGGAGGAGAAAUUGAGCGAAAAAGAGGAAGGCGGUGUUAAAAAAAAUAUCCAACAAAGUAAUACGGUCGAUUUGGGGAAAAACCAGGAACCGGUUGAUGAUCAAAGAGGGCAAAGAUCAAUGUCUGCCCCACCAGAGAAUCGCCCAAGAUUUGUUUCUAGUAUUAACAUCCCCGUUCAAGGGUUACAAACUCCCGGAGGUGGUGAACAAAUGGGGGGGAGGUCGUCCCAGCCGGAAAAACCGAUGGAACGAGUUAUCCCGAUUCAUGUCGAGGGAAGAGAUGAACCCGUUUUACCAAAAAAUCCCAACUUUACAACUAACCAACAGCAACAACCUCAACCGGAACGGAUUUUUGGGAGAAAUCCGAACCAAUUUACUCAAUUUUUAAACAAAGGUGAACCCCAAGUGAAUCAAGAUGAAUUAUUUAAACAACAACAGCGAGGUUAUCAACAAAAACAAAAAGAGAAUUAUCAACAACAAAAACAACACGAACAAGAACAACCACAACAACAACAAGAAGAAGAAUGUUGUGAAUCUCAAGAAGAAAAGAAAAAGCCUUUAACUCAAUUAGAUCAAAUUCAAAACAUACAAAAAGAUGUUUCCGAGUUGAUGAAUCGUGUUGAAAGGUUUAACGGAAAACCAAAAGAUAAAGAGUACCUUUAUUUGGAUGAGAUGUUAACUCGUAAUUUGAUUAAAUUGGAUAACAUUGAAACCGAGGGCAAAGAUAAUAUAAGGCAAGCUCGUAAAGAGGCGAUUAAAUGUAUUGAAGGAUGUAUCGGAAUCUUGGAAGCUAAAGCGAAUGCUAAUUUAACGAAGGAGAAUGUCGUGGAGGAGGAACCUAAUCAAAUUCAAAACGAUAAUGAAAUGAAAGAAAUAAAAGAUGAAGUGAAAGAGGAAAUAAAAGAUGAAGUACAAGAGGAAAGUAAAGAAGAAAUUAAAGAAGGAACGAAUGAAAAUAAUAAGGAAGAUGUAAAAGAAGAAAUAAAAGAUGAUGAUAAAAAUAAAUGUGAAGAGAUUGAAGUUGAAAAAGAUGUUCCUGGGGGUUCAUUGGAAGUUUCGGGUGUUGCGCGAAGUGGAACUUUGGUUGUUGAAGAAACGCCGAUGGAUGUUGUUGAAGGUGGUGGUGAUGUUAAGAAAGAAGUUGAUGAUAAAGAAAGUAUAAAGGUGGAGGAGAAAAAGGAGAAGAAAAAAGUUACAAAAAAGAAGGAAAAGAAAUAAAUUGCCUUUUUGAUUAUCACAAAGCUGUGAUUUUGAUUGCGAUUAUUCACCCCCUAUUUUAAUAAUUAUUUUUUUUAAGUUAAUUUUUCGUUUUUACCGUCCGUUUUUAAUUAAUAUUAUAUUUAUUUAUAUAAAGAAUUAAAUUAAAUUAACCCUUUUUUGAUGUACAUAGAUGACCAGUAUGUUUUUUAGGUUGUGCCAUAUGUACAUAAUGUAUCACAUUGAUGAAGAAAUUUUCUUAAUUUAGAUGAUUAUUAAAUGAUGUAGAGAAGAAUUAAUGAUGCCUUGCUUUUUUGUAGAGAUCUCGUUGACAAAUAAAUUAAUCUCUACUUAAUAUUUAA